This is a messenger RNA of Danaus chrysippus (African queen), 342 nucleotides long. The record is from the annotation of a GenBank genome assembly. NCBI's taxonomy places the organism in Eukaryota, Metazoa, Arthropoda, Insecta, Lepidoptera, Nymphalidae.
AUGGCCGCUGUAGCCGGCCUGUAUGGACUUGGUGAUGAACAGCGUGGGAGACAUCGCCGUGGUCAGACAAACGCAGAGCGCUCCGAAUCCAGGGAUGAUAAUACAGAGGCAUUGUUGAAAAGUCCCAACUUCAUACGUAUAUCGUGCACCGAUGGAGUUCGGAAGCGCGGCAUGAGCGGUCGGUGUGUGGAAGGUGAGAACGCUGCUCACAAGCGGCGGGCACGCGGCACGCGGCACGCGGGGAGCGGCCCAAUCCGCGGUGCAGUGGUUGGCAGACGGUGUCGAUACGCGUGCGGACGAGCGCUAGCCGGCCGCGGGGGAUGCGACGCGGCGCGGGGAUAG